GUCAACUCUCACCCCGAGAUCCAGGAACAAUACGGCGAUUCCUAUUGGUCCGCGCGUGCGCCAACUGACCAAAUGAGCGAACGCCAUUGGAGGACGAGUCCCGUCAAUCCCGGCGGGUCAACCCUCUCGUUGCUAAGGCGAAACUGGUGAUGAUGCUGCUGCUGCUGGUGAUACUGCACCCACCGUAGAGAGAGUAUGCAAACCAGCUUUGGCAAAAGAUGCCGUGAAUAUUGACAGAAAAAAUGACGGGAAAGGGGGUGAAGUUGUUCUAACUGCCUUUCGGGACGUUUGACGAGGACCUUUGGGAUAUAUUUGCUCAGAUUGGCUUAAUUACAGAGGCAAUUGUGGAGACAUGCGUUAUCGGAAAGCUGGAUGAAACUUGCAGGUGUUUUCCGACAGGCGUCGCACCGCCAGGCUGCUGUUUCAUGGGGGUAAUGCAUUCUGCCUUGUUUAGUUAAAUCUGCCUUCUGUCUCUGCCUAGAGAUCGGGAUUUCACAGCAGUUUGCCCGCGUGCUGAAGGUUUCGCUCGGUUCUCGAAGUGACGUGAAAGUGGAUCGCGCUCGUCGGGCGGCAAGAUGAUCAUCAAAGUCUCCAAUUGCAAUUUCCAGUUUCUCCCUGUUCAAGGAUCAGAAUCUAAAACAUAAAGCACGUGAACGUCAUUCCCUGUGUACAGAACAAGUUGUUCUUCAAGAAGCAAGCAUGCACCAUUCAACUUACACAGGCAUAUGACACACCGGGAUGCCAUGCUUAUUUAUCGCCCGAACUGUUGCUGGAUCUCCACAUUGGCAGUUUAAGGAUUUGAAAUAAUGCUUGAUCAGCAUAACGCUGACCGAAUCUAAUCCAAGAAAAGCCAUGUACCGGAGAGCCUUUUUAAUUUGAUGUACGUGGCCCUUUGGGGCAAAAACUAGUGGUUAGUUUUAGUUUAUUUAGUCACUGCGCCUUUAAUGUGUGUCGGGGCCGUAUGGGUUGUGUUAUGGACUGCGUGAUUGAAUUAGGUUUAUGUAGUGAAACACCAAAGGCAUUUAAGGAGUCGGUGGUUGCGCGAAUAUUCCAGCAAAAUAAUCCUCGGAGAGCUCGGCACCGAGAACAUAUGCAGACACCGGAGAGCAUUUCUUAUGGACUCAUCCACACCUAGGUGCACUCGAUCACUCUCCACUCUUUCUAUCGGAUUAUGGAUUUAUUUCUCAUGAGCGACAAUCAUGCGCUCGGCAUGUGUUUUCUUCUGCAAGAUGUUUCGGCGCGUGCCUCUUCCUGUUUAACUUGACAAUUAAAAGCGACGACCCCGAGAGCUGCCGAUCGUUUUUUUUAACAUCUACAAUCAAGGACCCGAGCGGGAACUUGCUGCUUUUAGCAGGUGACACUUUCUCAAAGACACUGACAGCAGAUGAGGGCGAAACUUUUGUGUCGCCGUUUCCAUGCGUGACAAUCCCACGAGGACAUAAAGGAGUAAUUAUGCCCUUAAGAAAACGAGACACGGCCAGGGCAAUAAGCCUCCUGGAGGACUACUGCUCCAAACUGAAGAAACCAGAGGAACAACAGCUCAAAACUGCCAUCUUACGAGUCAUGGGCAUUUUCAAAAGCAGUCUUUUCCAGGCUCUCAUAGAUAUUCAGGAGUUUUAUGAAGUGACCCUGCUGAACUCUCAGAAGAGCUGUGAGCAGAAGCUGGUGGAGGUGAAUCACAUGGCUGAGCAGUGGGAAUACACUGCCACCAACUCAACCUCACCCACGGAGUGUCCGCAGCCAGCCUCCACGCCGCCGGAGGCAACAUUUGGAGUGAGCCCAAUCCCUUGGCUGAGAAGCAUUCCCACACAUCGAUGUUUUACUUUUGGCAUGACACAGGACUGAUGGUAGCGCUCUGAAAGGGUAUUCACGAUUUCCCCCCCAGUCCUCAGCAGUCCAAUUCUUGUACCUUUUGCAGAAUAUCAAUCUGUCUCUGAAGUUUUUCCUGGAGAAAAGUGGCCUCUUUGCUGCCCAUCUUGACACCAGGACAUCCUCCAAAAGGCCUUGCCUCAAUGUGCAUGCAGAUACACUCACACACUUCUGCCAUUCCCGAGCAAGCUAUGCACUGCUGCUUCUCCGAUCCCGCAGCUGAAUCAACCUUAGGAGACAAAUGUUUUUAGAAUGGCACAAAAACAUUCUCCAAGAGCUACUUUGUCCAGCCACCCAAGAACAUUUUAAUGACAAAUAAUGCCUUUUCCAACAAAAUGGAGCACCUUGCCAUAAGGCAAAAGCGCUAACUUAAAAAAAGUGGAUCGGGGAACAAAACAUCAAAAUUUUGCAUCCAUGGCCAGGCAGCUCUCCAGACCCUAAUCCCAUUGAGAAUUUGUAGUGAAUCCUCAAGAGGGAGGCGGACAAACAAAAACCUCCAAAUUCUGACAAAUUUCAGCAUGAUUGCAUAUAAUUAUACCUUAUUAUACCAUAGUCACGUCUGACAAAAAUAUCUAAAAACACUGAAGCAGCAGACUUUGUGAAAAUGAGUGUUUGUCUCAUUCUCAAAACUUUUGGCCAUGGCUGUAUAUUUUUUAAAUAUUUAUAUGUUUAUAUUUCUAUAAUAAAAAGUAAAGGUUGUAGAGGCCACGCCCCAUUCUGCCUCAGAGAACUCUGCCAGCCUGAGACUGACUGCAUGUGUCCCUAAUGCCAAAAUAGCCUGUGUUCUGUCCGAGCUAAAAGUAAUUUGAUGGUUUAUUUUGGAUCUUUCUGAAGUCUAUAGCUUGUUGUGUAGGCCAGUUGAAGAGAGGACAGUCCUCUUGAGGGAGGGUUUAUCUCGCAGCUUAGAGUCAGUUGACAAAACUCUGCUUUCUCUCGUAGCUUCACUGACUUCUUGUUGUUUUACUGUACAGACAGUAAA
Puntigrus tetrazona (Sumatra barb) is the source of this 2848-nucleotide messenger RNA. Its product is annotated as disks large homolog 1-like. Gene Ontology annotation, molecular function: protein binding. The transcript has 4 exons. Bases 1453 to 1845 code for a protein of 130 amino acids. Lineage: Eukaryota; Metazoa; Chordata; Actinopteri; Cypriniformes; Cyprinidae. The record is from RefSeq and is a predicted model, not a curated record.